AUGGCUAUAAAGCUCCGGCCUUUAUCUUUUUCCAAGGGAUUCCCCAUCUGGGUUUCUUCAACUGCUUACCUUUCUUCAAUCUCAUGCGCUAAAACCAUUGAACUCCACCCAGAAAACAAUCCAGACCCACCGAAUUUAUCUGAAUUUGAGCAAAAUAUUCAGUCUUUGAAGACCAAGCUUGUUCCUGAUAACUUGGCCCGGGUUUUGGAUAACACUGAUGAUUUGAGCUCGGCAGUGAAGCUCUUCAAAUGGGCUUCACUCCAGAAACGGUUUACCCACACCGCCGAAACGUAUUUUAAGAUAGUUCUGAAGCUGGGUUUGGCUGGAAAUGUUAAGGAAAUGGAAGGGUUUUGUCAUCAUAUGGUCAAAGAUAGAUGUCCUGGUGUUGGAGAAGCUCUUUUGGAAUUGAUUGAUGUGUUUGUUAGGCAUGGCAGGGUGAGUGAGGCAGUUAGGGUGCUUGUGAAUAUGACAGCAGGUGGAUAUAGGGUGUCAGUUGAGACAUUUAAUGUAAUAUUGGGUGCUCUUGUGAAGGAGAAGAGGGAUUUUCGAGACAUGGUGCUUGUUUAUAAGGAGAUGGUGAAGGCAGGGGUGUUACCGACUGUUGAGACCUUGAAUUAUUUGAUACAGGGUUUGUUGGAGAGUGAUCGGUUUGAGUCGGCUUUGGAUCAGUAUAGGAGGAUGAGAAAGAAGGGGUGUAGUCCUAAUAGUAGAACAUUUGAGAUAAUCAUACAGGCCCUUUUUGCAAAGGAUCGCAUGGAUGAAGCUGUUAUUGUUUUAAGUGAAAUGUUUGUACUUGAUUAUCAGCUUGAUUUGAGUUUUUAUACUUGCAUAAUACCUUUGUUAUGUAGAGAAAAUAAACCAGCAGAGGGAAUCAGAUUGUUCAAGAUGAUGCGAGCUUCAGAUGUUAUGCCGGAUUCACGGAUUUAUGGGGUUCUAUUACAGUGUUUAUGCAAAAACCUAUACUUAGAUGAUUCGAUAAAGGUUCUAGAAGACAUGAUAGAAACUGGAUUGACACCACCCAGUCAUGUGUUUGUGGAUGUAAUGAAUGUCUUCUGUACAUUGGGAAAGAUAGAUGAUGCUCUGAAGUUCUUGGAAGAUAAGCAUAUCCUUGAAACUUCUGCCUAUAAUGUGUUGCUUGAAGGUUGCUGCAAUACUGGUAAAAUUACCAUAGCAAAAGAUCUACUUGUGAAAAUGUCGGAAAGAAACCUAGCUGAUUGUAAUUCUUGGAAUAUUCUCAUCAGAUGGCUCUGUGAGAACGCAAGGAUUAGGGAAGUGUUUGAACUUCUUGGUAGAAUGGUGGUGUCAUUUUCUAUUCCUGAUUGUGCUACAUACUCGGCUCUUGUUGUUGGCAACUGCAGAAUCAGUAAUUACAGAAAAGCUCUUGAUAUAUUUCAACAUGUUCGUGCCAAAUACUGGCUUUUGGAUCCUACAUCUUACUCUGAGCUUGUCAAAGGCCUUUGCCUGGAGGAAAUGGCUCGCGAGGCGGCUGAUGUGUUCUAUUACAUGUCUAGUAAUGGAUGCUCUCUCCAGUCUUCCUCCUUCAAUAUGUUGAUCAAGGGUAUUUGUGAGACAGGAAAGGAUUAUCAAGAUUAG
Messenger RNA from Fragaria vesca subsp. vesca, 1593 nucleotides. RefSeq names its product pentatricopeptide repeat-containing protein At5g64320, mitochondrial-like. The record is from RefSeq and is a predicted model, not a curated record. The coding region runs from base 1 to 1593 and encodes 530 amino acids. NCBI's taxonomy places the organism in Eukaryota, Viridiplantae, Streptophyta, Magnoliopsida, Rosales, Rosaceae. The transcript has 2 exons. Gene Ontology annotation, molecular function: protein binding.